Molecule: messenger RNA, 1981 nt
Organism: Coregonus clupeaformis (lake whitefish)
Lineage: Eukaryota; Metazoa; Chordata; Actinopteri; Salmoniformes; Salmonidae
Product: alpha-2Db adrenergic receptor-like
Exons: 1
Coding region: 448-1746 (432 amino acids)
Biological process (GO): adenylate cyclase-activating adrenergic receptor signaling pathway
Cellular component (GO): membrane
Molecular function (GO): adrenergic receptor activity
Source: RefSeq, a predicted model, not a curated record
ACACUCGUUUUAAUAAAACAACAUACAGCACUGCGCACGAGACCGACAGCGAGAUAACGGAAACAAUUUUUGUUUGAUGCCGCUGGAAUAUCACCCUAAUAUGGAGACCUACUAAUUUGGAUUCUGGACUUCAUAGUGGCAAAAACUUACUCGAUACGCUGUGAGCACAGAGCACGGAGCUGUUACGGAGCACGGAGCGGUUGCGCACCCUCCUCUAUUGAACUGAAGAUGAGGGCAGCUCGCCAGGACGCUGAAGGUCCUCACGUAUUUGACCUAUGUGCUCUUGGCUAUAUGUUCACUGAUCACACAACCUAGCGCACAGCGCGUCUCCAUUGAUGAAAUGCUCUAGGACUAAUGACUUGAUCAACAACUGAAUGCUUCCAAGUUAAGCUGUUUGGGGGUGGAAAGGUGCACACUAUAAAUAACCCAGGAGAAGAUGCGUUUAGGAUGGAUGUAGCCAAGUUUAUCACCGUUACCUACAACACCUUGCAGGAUGCCAACACCUCGAGCGCACCGAGACCUCUCUCACACACAGAGCUGGGCUCUGCGCUCAUCAUCCUGGUGGUCACCGUGAUCAUUCUGGUCACCAUCGUCGGUAACGUGCUGGUCAUCGUGGCCGUGCUCACCAGCCGGGCUCUCCGCGCGCCACAGAACCUUUUCCUGGUGUCCCUGGCGUGCGCGGACAUCCUCGUAGCCACUCUGGUCAUCCCGUUCUCCCUUGCCAAUGAGGUCAUGGGUUACUGGUACUUUGGGAGCACCUGGUGCGCCUUUUAUCUGGCACUGGACGUGCUCUUCUGCACCUCGUCUAUAGUCCACCUGUGCGCCAUCAGUCUGGACCGCUACUGGUCCGUCACCAAGGCCGUGAGCUAUAACCUGAAGCGGACCCCCAAGCGCAUCAAGUCCAUGAUAGCCAUGGUGUGGGUCAUCUCCGCCAUCAUCUCCUUCCCGCCUCUCAUCAUGACCAAGCACGACGAGCACGAGUGUCUGUUAAACAACGAGACCUGGUACAUCCUGUCCUCUUGCCUCGUGUCCUUCUUCGCCCCGUGCCUCAUCAUGAUCCUAGUCUACUGUAAGAUCUAUAAAGUGGCCAAGCAGCGCUCUUCCACAGUAUUCGUGGCUAAGAACGGCCUGGAGAGGCAGCCCUCCCAGUCUGUGACGUGCUUCGUGAGGAAGGACCGGAUGGAGAUGGAGAGCCCCAGUAGCCAGAGCUCCGAGGACCACCACAGGCAGGAGGAGCUGGAUGAUAUCGACCUGGAGGAGAGCUGCUGCACCUCGGACAACAAACCCCGUAACCACCGCUUCUCCAAGCGAAGGAAGGUGGAGGGCUCGGACUGCUGCCCGCGCCAGAGCUGCCGCCUUUCUUGGGCCUCAGCGCGCGCCUCGCAGCUUUUCCAAGACCCUAAAAACGGGGCCAACGUGGCCCUGGCGGCCCAGCGGCAGCACCUCGCGGUGGCUGCGUCCAAGACCAAAGUGGCCCAGAUGCGUGAGAAGCGAUUCACGUUCGUGCUGGCCGUGGUAAUGGGGGUGUUUGUGCUCUGCUGGUUCCCCUUCUUCUUCACAUACAGCCUGCAUGCAAUCUGCAGGGAGAGCUGCUACAUUCCCGGCGCGCUCUUCAACACCUUCUUCUGGAUUGGUUACUGCAACAGCUCUGUGAACCCUAUCAUAUAUACCAUUUUCAACAGGGAUUUCCGUAAGGCGUUUAAGAAAAUAGUUUGCCGGACUUCAAAACGCACUAAUGCCACUUGAAAAGAAGGGUCACUUUGAGGCUGUAACUGGCUGACUGUGCUUCACUGCUCAUCCAGACAAAGACGUCAGUUCCGUAUCCAGCGCUCAGCCCUACACCUCUGAAUGACUAUUCGUUCCAAAAUGAACUUUUAUAUGUAAAUAAUAUGAUGAUAUCAUAUCAAAAUAUCUCGUGUUGUGCACAAAUGUGUGAAUAUUAGAAACAAUGUACAGAGGGAAUAGGAUGUAUUAAACAAAA